Molecule: messenger RNA, 1632 nt
Organism: Pyricularia pennisetigena
Lineage: Eukaryota; Fungi; Ascomycota; Sordariomycetes; Magnaporthales; Pyriculariaceae
Exons: 2
Coding region: 1-1632 (543 amino acids)
Source: RefSeq, a predicted model, not a curated record
AUGGCGCCAGAGGAGCGGAAGCGACACAGGAGAUUCAGUGUCGCCGAUGAGACAAACCUGGAUGAUGGCACCGAUGCACCUACUGUCUCGCCGGAAGAUCUGGUGAACCUGACAUUUCAACAUGUCCCAAGUCAGGAGCCGCAGUCAACCCCCGAAAUCGAUCCCGGAUCCGAUUCAAAGAUCAGGCAUGGUACCUUUGACAUUCAUAGGGAUCCCAGGCUUAGUUGUCGGGUUGUGGACUUUAUAGGAGACAUAGAAGUUCGUCGCGUGCGACCAGCCAUCCGAUGCCCCUUCCACUCCACCCCAGUCCUAUCACCUCACCGCAUCGACGUCGACUAUCCGGUAGCAGGACCGGCGAGUGCCACCUGGGGCCGACUGCCCAAACCGGAUCUCGCAGAGCAAGCGACGCAUGAAUGCCUAGCGACAAUCUGUGGCGCAGUCAUCCCUACACGUUCCCUUGGGCCGGAUGCGUCUCAUGGGAACAUGGCGGGUCCACGGCCCAACAAAGCCCGCGUAUCUGUUUAUCAGUACAUGCUAAACAAGGCCAAGGCGAACACGAGCCUGCGCAACGACGACGGCGCCUUUGUCUUUAUUCCUCAAGCGGGGCCCGUGACCCUCGACACCGAGCUUGGUCUACUAGAGUUGCGCGUCGGCGACGUCGGGGUCGUGCCGGCUGGCGUACACCUGUCCAUAUCGCCCUCGAAGACAGCUGGGGCCGAGCCCCUCAGUGGAGGCUGCGCCGGGUACGUGCUGGAGGUGGUCGGGACCGGGUUCGAUCUGGCAGUCGACUGCGACUUUGCCGUUGCUUCUGGUCCGCGGUCUCACGAGGAAGGUCCUCCCAACGAGAACGGCAAGGAAUGGACGCAUUUCGUCAAGGACAGCCGCUCGCCCAAGCCGUUGAUGCUGCCGCCAUCUUAUAUGACCGCCUCGGGCGCCAUCCCGGCGUGGGUGCCUCCGAAUCCUCCUCCAACGCGCAGCAGCAGUACCGAGAGGCAGUCGGAGGAGCAGCAACAAGAGAAAUGUGAUGAUGGUGGGAAAUAUGAGCCCGCGACGGACGAUAAAGUCAACCCGCUCCGGCAGUAUACUCUCGCCCACGGUCCCUUGGACGUCGUGGCUUGGGAGGUGGAGGGUUCGCGUUGUGCCGACCUUCCGUACAAGCUGAGGAUGGCGGUGCCAGGAUCGGAUCAGCCUGAGUCUUGGCCGGUCCUGCGAGCCGACCACGGCGACGGCCACAUCACCGAGCUGCGCAUGUUCAACGGCCGAGUGCAGACACCGCUUUGGGAUAUGCCCGACGUCGCAGCAACGGUUGCUUCGUCCGGAACCAGCCGUGUUUUGGAUGGCGUUGGCUUUGGGGACCAAGAGCGGCCCCGCGAUGGGCUAAACGUCGCCUAUGGUGUCAUCCGCGGCACCGAAGGCGAUGAGGCAUGGCGGGGACUCCGCGCGGGCGACCUGGUCGUCCAGGCGCCCGAGGCGAGAGGUGCUGCCGCCGUCGCCUCCGACACCAAGCCUCAUUCCGACCCUUCUCAGCGUCACGACUUGCUCGGUUUCUCGUUCACGUUCCCUGGCAAGCUUGGCUUCUCAGAGUGGGCUCUGGCUGAGCACCCGGCCAGGGUCUCGUCGACGACGGCGUGA